This is a messenger RNA of Sparassis crispa, 396 nucleotides long. RefSeq lists its product as hypothetical. The coding region runs from base 1 to 396 and encodes 131 amino acids. The record is from RefSeq and is a predicted model, not a curated record. The transcript is spliced from 3 exons. Lineage: Eukaryota; Fungi; Basidiomycota; Agaricomycetes; Polyporales; Sparassidaceae.
AUGCGCAUCAAUGAUGCAUGCCACGUCGCAGCAUGGCAUGCAUCUCGUGCCCGCCCUCUCUGUGCCAUUGUGCCCACCUUCUCUGAUGCUGACCGUCUCUUUUCCUCCUCCUCCUCCUCCUUCCUCUCUUCUCACCCCAUCCUCACCAAUGACUCGACCAUGGCCCUCGACGCUUCUGACAUCUGCAAGGCAGUGCAAGGUACAAAGAUGGCAACAGUGAUGGCCAUCUGCAUCGCCAUUUACGAGCUCACCGGACUGGGAUACCCGCAGGGUACUGAAACCCGUGAUAACCCGUACCCGCAAGUGCGGGUAGCGUACCCUCGCGGGUACGAGUACGGGUACACCUCGGGAUACCCGGGGGUUUACCCGUGCUCUGCACUAGAUGAGAUUAGCUGA